Messenger RNA from Cygnus olor (mute swan), 2744 nucleotides. RefSeq names its product fibroblast growth factor 14 (gene FGF14). The transcript is spliced from 5 exons. Lineage: Eukaryota; Metazoa; Chordata; Aves; Anseriformes; Anatidae. Bases 476 to 1234 code for a protein of 252 amino acids. Gene Ontology annotation, cellular component: cytoplasm. The record is from RefSeq and is a predicted model, not a curated record. Gene Ontology annotation, biological process: animal organ morphogenesis; cell differentiation; positive regulation of protein phosphorylation. Gene Ontology annotation, molecular function: growth factor activity; fibroblast growth factor receptor binding.
CGGUGUCUCCGCCCGAAGAAGAAGCCGGGCUUCGCCGGGGGCCGGCGGUGCGCUCUCCCGCCGCGGGGCCGCACAAUGGCAGGCGCUCAGUAGGAUGGAUCCUGCCGUGGCUUUUGUUCUGCGGAUCCACCCAUCCUCCUAGCAGUCAAGUGCCAGGCUAUGGUUUUCUCCUCGGGGAUCUCUCCGCCGCGUUUUGCCGGCGUCUCCGGUGAGGGUUUGGCCUCGGCUGGGAUUUCGCUACCUUACUUUUCGUUUGGCUUCGCGCUGAAAAAGGGGAUUUUUCUUAUUUUUAUUAUUUAUUUUUUUUCCCUCUCCCUCUCUCUCUUUCCACGCUUUUGGUUAUAAUCCAAUGUUGAUCUAGGGGGAAUAACCGUUCAGCCUGGCUGAAAAAAGCAUCCAUUGAAAAGUCUCAAAGAAAUAUACCACGUGAGGAAAAAAAAAACUGGGAGAAGAUCGGAAUAUAAUCAUUUUUUCUAUGAUAAAACUGGUGCCCCUCUUCAGGAGAACUGGUCUCAAUUUAUUAUUAUGCAACCACAAGGAUCUCUUCUUUCUCAGGGUGUAUAAGCUGCUGGAUUGCUUUUCGCCCAAAUCAAUGUGGUUUCUUUGGAACAUUUUCAGCAAAGGAUCGCAUAUGCUGCAGUGUCUUUGUGGCAAGAGUCUUAAGAAAAACAAGAACCAAACUGAUCCCCAGCUCAAGGGUAUAGUGACCAGGUUAUAUUGCAGGCAAGGCUACUACUUGCAAAUGCACCCCGAUGGAAGUCUCGAUGGAACCAAGGAUGACAGCAGUAAUUCUACAUUAUUCAACCUUAUACCAGUGGGACUUCGAGUUGUUGCUAUCCAGGGUGUAAAAACCGGGUUGUAUAUAGCCCUAAAUGGUGAAGGUUUCCUCUACACAUCAGAACUUUUUACACCGGAGUGCAAAUUCAAGGAGUCUGUUUUUGAAAAUUAUUAUGUAAUCUACUCGUCCAUGCUCUACAGACAACAGGAGUCCGGAAGGGCCUGGUUCUUGGGGCUGAACAAGGAGGGGCAGGUCAUGAAAGGAAACAGAGUAAAGAAAACAAAACCAGCAGCUCAUUUUCUACCCAAGCCAUUGGAAGUUGCCAUGUAUCGAGAACCAUCUUUGCAUGAUAUUGGAGAAACAGUGCCAAAGGCUGGGGUAACUCCAAGUAAAAGCACAAGUGCAUCUGCAAUAAUGAAUGGCGGCAAACCAGUUAACAAGAGUAAGACGACAUAGCCAGAUCCUCACAGGUGUUGUGACUGACUGAGUCCCGAGUGCAGUUGAGCAAUUUAUCCUUGCCGGACUUCCCCUCUGCAGUGUCUGUGGAUCAGCUCACAGCAAGUACUUGCGCGUUGCUGUUUCUGAACUGAGUUGUCGCAAGCGGAUAAAUCUCAACAUGUAGCUCCCCCCACAACAAGAAGACACCUGGACGAACCAGCUAAACUCAGACCAUGGAAUGCCCUACCAGAUAUUGGAAUGCCUUUUUAAUAUCUUUUCUGUGACUGUGACACUUCAUGUGAAUGACAUACUUCACAAGUACACUUGAUACCUUGCCUGCUGACAAUUACCCAUAAUCCCUUUUUGAGUCCAGUUUCAGCAAAAUCCAUGUGUUUAAGUUCUAUUUUGUAGCACACAAAUAAUCAAGUAAUUUCUAGGUAGAUGCUGUAAACCUGUGCUAUUAUGGAUUUCUCUUCUUCCCUUUUUUAUAAGGCUGCUCGCUCCACUGUCUGUGACCUUUUGCAGGGAUUGUGUUUCUCUAUAACUUAAGUGUUGCCGGUGGCUUAGUUUUGAAAGCAAUCAGGGAAUCAGGAAGCCUUCAAAAAUCUAUUAUUACAAAUUAUAUCUAUAAAGAAUAGGAUCGUUGUCUCUGGCUUACAAUGUUGAUCAAUGUGAAUACUCUUUAGUAACAGAUACCGUGCUUCUGAGGUUGGCAUUAUAGUGGAGGGAAGAGUGUCAAACACAACCAACAAGAAGUUUUCUGAAACGCGUGUUUGGCAUCCCCCUAUAGUUUCUUUGUGUGUGUGUGUUUUAUACAUAUCACAGGCUUACUGGUAAUGGUAACAUUUGCCUUGCCCAGCGAGCAAGACCCACUCGUUUUUGGGAAAGUGGGUCCAAAGAAUUUUGUAGGCCUUGUAGGCCUGAAUUAAGGCUCAUUUUUCAUCUACUAAAUCUUCAUUGUUUAAAAAACAACCACCACCAAUAAACAAAAGAAGUUAAGAUUAACCAGAAUUGCGCUACCUAAAUCCAUUUCAAAUAUAAUCCUUUCCUGUUUUUAAGGAACAGAACUUAAUGCCAUUGUUAUUUUUGGCUGAUUUCCACACCUACUUAGCAAAGCAUGGGCAAGGAUGUUGUUGUGUUCUUUUUUGCAGCACCAAUGCAAAGGGUAGUUAAAAAUUAUAGUUUAAUAUUUCUGGUGUUUUAAAAUAAAAGGUUUUAAAACUGGACAUAUUACUAAACUUUAUUUUUAUUUUUAGCUAAGCAUGCAAAGUCCAGUCCUAUGUAUCUCACUGAUAUUCCAGUACGUACCUCUACCCAGCUUCCUAGGAUAAUAUGCCCACCAAAUUGCUAGAUUGAAGGUGCCUUGCCUUGAUCUCUGUCUACUGUACUUUCUCCUACAUGAACCUAGAAGAAAUCAAAAACAUUACAAAAUUGAAGCCUUGGAUCGUAUUAUGAGAAACACUAUCAUCACUUUGAGUUUGUCACUUCUGAACAAUGAAACCGAUGUUAGGGGGAAAAAAGAUUUAAA